CCUUUGCAUUUUACAUUACAUUUUCCAUUAAAUUCCUUUCAAAUAACAUUCCUAUUAAAUCUAGCAAAUAUUGAAUAACACUAGAAUUUAAAUGAAUUGGUAAAAUACGCAAUUGAAUAACACAAAAAUUUAAAAAAAUUGAUAAAAUACACAAUUGAAUAACACUAGAAUUUAAUGGAAACCAUAAUUCCUUCAAAUUCUAUCAAAUUUCUAAAUCCAAUACCCCUACCUUUGGUUCUUAUUUUUGAGGAGCUAGCCAAAGUUCAACAAUUGGAUGAGGUAGCCAAAACUCAAGGACCAGACAAGUCUCAGCUGCUGCAGCUCCAAGCCGCAGAAGUGGCAGCUCUAUGGAAAGAGAAGAUAGCUAUCAAAGCGCCAAGAUCAUCUCUCGAGGCCUUGGCCUUUCUUAUGUCCAUCAUGGCAUUUGGAUUAAAGACAUUGAUCAACGAAGAAGAAGCUGCUUUACUUGCUUGGUCUAUUGCUCAAUACGAACAGGCACCUAUGCUCUUUGAGUAUUUGAGUAUCAGCCUUACAAUCCGAGAGGUUGUUGAAGAGCUUAUAAAGAAAAGCGAAUAUAUUUCUGCAGUCAGGCUUAUCUGUUUGUUUAAGCUUGAUAAAGAGGUUUCAUUCUCACCUUCAGAGCUCUUAAAGAAAGAGAUCAUCAGUUUCAGAGGUUCUGCUCUUGAAAACAGAUCCAAUGAAUCCUCACAGGCUAAAGAGAAAGAUGAUGGAAGGUUGAGAGCUAUACUUGAACUCGUGGCGGAUUAUCAGAUUGGAAUAGAUCUUCCAGGGGACCUCAUAGCCAAGCUCAUGGUUCAAGGAGAAAGAUCAGCCCCUGUAGUUCGUUUCUCUGUCGAGCAUGACACCUCCUCAUCAACGUCACAAGCUGAGCUGAAGAAGAAACAGUUGGGAGGGACAGAAACGGUGCUUGUGAGACAUACUGGUGUGGAUGAAGAGAAUCUUGGUACAACUUUGCCAGCUGAUGUUAAUCCCAGCAAUGAAACAUCUAACGGCAAUCAUCCUCCUCUCAUCCACACAUAUCACAGGAGAAGGAACUGAAGAGAAGGUUACACUCAAGCUAAUUAAGUUAUAAAAUAACCGUAGUUAUAUGACUUGUAUGUUGUAAGUCCUAAGGAUAUGGUCUGUAAGGCUAACUAGUAGGGAAACUAAACAGAGAGGGUGAAUCUCUUGUGUUGGUUGGUUAGAUUGCGUCUCAGUUGUUAUCUCUGGCUCGAACCUUUGAUUGUAUCAUCAUAUUAAUCGUCUUUUGUUAUGGUAAACGUGAGCUUUUAGGACUAAACCAUUUGUAAGAAAAAACCUAUUCAAAUAUUUUAAUGUUCUAAAAUUCGUGGGCAAUA
Molecule: messenger RNA, 1358 nt
Organism: Brassica napus (rape)
Lineage: Eukaryota; Viridiplantae; Streptophyta; Magnoliopsida; Brassicales; Brassicaceae
Product: FRIGIDA-like protein 1
Exons: 4
Coding region: 175-1059 (294 amino acids)
Source: RefSeq, a predicted model, not a curated record